CAAGGGGAGGAGGUGUCUGGCUUGCACAUACUGCAUUGGGGAGAAUGUCAGAUAGAGAUUGACGGCAUUCAUCUGUCGACGAGCCCAGCCAAGAGCUCGAGACAAAGUUUCUUGAAUGGCAUUAGAAAGGGUGGGAGUGCGUUGCGCAGCAGUCCCAAGACGCCGGCUGUCCGCGGAUUGGGAUUGAUGACCUGUGGACGAUAUUCAGUGUUUGGCGAAGAGUUGGCAGAUACCUUCAAGUCAGAUAAAAAGCGAAGAUAUUCGGUCAAGGCCAUAAGUGCAUGCUCUUUCUAUUUCAUUCCUGCUUCGGUUCUAAAUAAUCCUCCGGGAAAUGAAAAACGGAGAUCUGAGAGGCAAAAUUUCCUCACUACACAGCUAAAGCAACUUUCUCAGAAUCGUCAAAUCUGGUUGCAGAGUCGAGUUGAGGCGCUCAACGACGCUUGGUAGGGAGGAAUGCUUCUUUGAUCCCAACGCCAUUGCAGAUGCCUGUUUUUCUGAUGUGUAUUUAUUGUUACUAGAGGAAAAAACAAUACUAAGAGC
This is a messenger RNA of Guillardia theta CCMP2712, 540 nucleotides long. RefSeq lists its product as hypothetical. The transcript is spliced from 5 exons. Lineage: Eukaryota; Cryptophyceae; Pyrenomonadales; Geminigeraceae. The record is from RefSeq and is a predicted model, not a curated record. The coding region runs from base 187 to 447 and encodes 86 amino acids.